CAAUGAAUAAAAGCCAGAGUGAAUUAUCGUACAAAUUUAUUAAAUUGUAAUGUUUAAAAGAAUUGUUAAGAGAAUAUUUCAAUAAGUGCCUGUGAGAAAACGUGAUAAUAAAGUGAAUAAGCUGUCUCUCAAAACUAUCACCGGAAGGAUUGAUUAAAAGGGACAUCAGCCUCGGCUUCUGAGACGCGCAAUAAAUGGCCUUAAUUCGUUGCUGCUUCGAACCAGUUGAGUUACCGGAAUUUUUCGACACUUUUGUACAGAAAUGCACCGAUCCAACAUGUUGCUGCGGUUGUUGUUCAGCACUGCGUCCGCGCUACAAACGCCUGGUCGAUAAUAUAUUUCCAGUGAAUCCUGAAGAUGGUCUGGUCAAAUCUAAUAUGGAGAAGUUAACUUUCUAUUCUCUAAGUUCGCCAGAUAAACUGGAUAGAAUUGGUGAAUAUUUGUAUCAGAAAGCUAGCAAGGACAUAAAUCGCAAACGUUAUAAGUUUGUGGAAAUCGCCAUGGAAGCAAUGGAUUUACUUCUACAAGCUUGUCAUGCUCAAACCACGUUGAAUUUGUUUGUUGAAUCAUUCCUGCGAAUGGUGCAGAAGUUGCUUGAGGACACCAACCCCAAUCUACAAAUUAUGGCAACAAAUUCGUUUGUGAAGUUUUCAAAUAUAAAUGAGGACACGCCUUCGUACCACCGUCGUUACGACUUCUUUAUUUCGAAGUUCUCAGCCAUGUGUCACGGCAACCAUGACAAUAUCGAAUUGCGUGAUAGUAUACGCUUAGCUGGUAUAAAGGGUCUACAAGGCGUCAUUCGCAAGACUGUUUCUGAUGAUUUGGUGGAGAACAUUUGGGACAAGGUGCAUAUGGAGAAAAUUGUACCGUCGUUGCUGUUCAAUAUGCAGUCUGGCGAUUUAACACCUGUUGAGGACGCUACGCAUGUUACACCGCCGGUUUUAGCCGAAGAAGUGUUACGCGAGCUGGUUGGGCGCGCAUCUUUCGGUCACAUUCGCAGUGUACUAAAACCAUUGCUUACCCAUCUGGACCGACAUGAAUUGUGGGUGCCGAACACAUUCGCUAUACACACUUUUCGCAUAGUGAUGAUUUCUAUUCAGCCCCAGUAUUCAUAUACUGUUGUAGAGACCUUAAUGCAACACUUAGACAAUAAUUUCAAGUCAUCGCCGAAGACGCGCACAUCGUUGGCAGUGGUGCUAUCAAAGAUAAUAGCUAUUGCCGCGGGCGAAAGUGUCGGCCCUUCCGCAUUAGACAUAAUUAAUAAUUUGCUAAUGCAUUUGCGAACUAGCGUCAGUACAACAACAGAAAUUACCACCGAAGAAUCUCAGUACCAAGAAGCGCUCAUUAAUGCACUUGGAGAGUUUGCUAAUCACCAUCCGGACUAUCAGAAAAUAGAAAUAAUGUUAUUCAUAAUGAAUACGGUGCCGGAUCUUUCAAAGAAAAGUAAAGGCGACCAAAUGCUACAGAAUAUACUCUUAAAAUCGCUACUGAAAGUGGGUACCCAAUACAGCACCGUUUCGUUUGAGAAGGCAUUUCCGGCAUCUUUCUUGCAACCCUUACUGAAGAUGGCACGUGCACCACAUGAUCCUACACGUAUUAUCGUAAUGCAGAUCUUCCAGGCCCUACUUGAUCGUCACCAAAAUGAGAAGGUGGUAAGUCAUGUGACUGUUAAGACCUACACCGCCUUGUCGCAGGAGCCACCAUCACGAUCUGAUAUAAUUUUCACGCAUAAAUAUGGUGCAAAUAUAAUGCAAGCACUGAUCGAUAGCAUGGCUUUAUCAGACCGUGUUGAAUCGCUUGUUUCCAGUUACAAUACAGCAGCACUGCUUAUAGUCGAAAUGGCAUGUGGAGAGACCGUACAAGAGUUUCUACUAUUCAUUCUCGGAAUUCAACAAGUCGCUCUCACAGCUGAUUUGGAAUUGGAAGCAGUGCACAAAUGCAAUUUACAUUGCAUUGCAAUCGCUUUGAUGUCUCUGAUAUCUCGCGUUACAGGCGUUAAUAAUUUGCUUGAAUACACCCAGAAGAUAAUCGACGCAAGAAAAGAUGAAGCGCCAUACUUCUUACCACCUUUGCUCGACCCGAAAAAGACCACUUCUACAAAAAUUAAUCUAAGCUUACCCCACUUGACGAUCGACAAAAUAGCUCUAGCCGAAAGUCUUCAAAAUUCUGGCAUGGACUUCAACCGCCUGCAAACUGGCACUCCGUAUGCUCUGAAUCAAACCGAUAAUCCUGCACAUCGCCAUUCGUGGGUGGAUACAGUCAGCAAUCCACAGUUGCCGCAACGCAAUAGUUCUGCCGACUUGACUGCAUACAAUGCCGAUGGUGAUAGUGUUACCAGUUCACCAGGGGUGUCAAAGAAAAUGCUUCCUCCCGAAUAUAAUUUUGAAGCCAUGAAGCGUGCAUUGGCCGAACCAUCGGAUGCGAUGAAACGUGAACAGCGCGAGAAACAAUUGCAGAUAGUGCGCACAUUCCGAGAGGGUAACUUCGAAGAUUUAGUACGACGCACAGAGCCGAAGCAUGAUCUUAUUCAAAACCGACUCAACGAUCUUUUCAACUCGCUGGCCGUGGAGCGUCAGAUAACGCAAAGCGACAACAAAACGCAACAGCUGCAAGCAGAAAAGCCUAUUUACGAGACAAAUUUUCCAGAGUUAUUCUAUUAUUAAAUUUCUAAAAGUGAUUACAUUUAUCUUGAGUAUAAGUAAAAAUGUGCGCCAAUUAUAUAACUCACUUUACUAUAUUGCUUAAAGAGCAGCUGAAAAAUCGGCAAAGGGGUAGCUUAAAACAUAACAGGCAGCAAUGUUUGUAAACCUUCAUAACAAAAUAAGUACGGUAAUGUGAUUUUUAGUUAGUUAUUUCGAAUAGUUAAACAAAUUUGUUACAAUAUUUAAAAUAUUUUGCUUAUUGGAGAGGUAUUAUUAUGUAUAUUGACUUUUUUCUUGAUAUAAUUAAAACUUAUUGGGGUGACGUGCAGUCAAAGGAAAUUUUAACGUUCUUCGUAUCACAUGCCUAGCAUCACUUUUACAACUUUCUUAACCUUUUAUGCCUUUAUUUGUAUAAUAUCUACCUUUUGUAGUAUUCAUGUUGUAGGUAAACAUAUAUAUAAAUAUAAUUAUUAUGGCUGCGUUGUAUGAAUAA
Anastrepha ludens (Mexican fruit fly) is the source of this 3135-nucleotide messenger RNA. RefSeq names its product protein EFR3 homolog cmp44E (gene stmA). Lineage: Eukaryota; Metazoa; Arthropoda; Insecta; Diptera; Tephritidae. Bases 195 to 2663 code for a protein of 822 amino acids. The transcript is spliced from 10 exons. Gene Ontology annotation, biological process: protein localization to plasma membrane. Gene Ontology annotation, cellular component: plasma membrane. The record is from RefSeq and is a predicted model, not a curated record.